AUGUAUGGCCUGUAUUUGGAAGCAGUGAAUGAUUACAUUAAUGAAUCAUAUGGAGAGGACGUAUGGAGGCUAAUCGAGGCCAGAGCAGAGAUCCCGCACCUCAAAUUUGUUCGACACCAGAUGUACAAUGAUAAUCUGAUCCUAAGAUUGGCAAAGGCAGCUGGAGAGGUUUUGGGAAAGACUCACGAUGAGCUGAUGUACGCUUUCGGGGUCUACAUGGUCAAGCGGAUAGGAAACUAUGGCUAUGAGAGGAUCUUAAAGGUACUGGGGCGCAAUGUACGAGAUUUCAUCAAUGAGCUUGAUAACCUGCAUGAGUACUUCCGUUUCUCCUUCCCAAAAGUCCAGCCACCCAGUUUCUGUGUAGAGGAAGAAUGUGAGACGAGUCUUACCCUGCACUACCGUUCAACCAGGAAAGGAUUCACACAGUUUGUCAAAGGGCAGCUCUCUCAGGUGGGCCGACAGUUUUACAACACAGACAUUGAGGUGGAGAUUCUGUCUAAAGAGGAAACAGAGAAAAUGACAUAUGUGGUGUACAAGAUGAAUUUUGACAAUGCUGCAUUUAAGCACCGUAUGCCCCAGCAGAAAACAGCUCCAGGCUAUGAGAAACUGCCCAUGAAGCGAGGAAUCUUUUUUGACAUGUUCCCCUUCAGCGUGAUAUUCCGCAGAGACAUGACCAUGUAUCGUAUCGGAGAUGGUUUGAAAGAGGUGUUUUCUGAUCUGCAGGGCAAAAAGGUCAAUGAGGAGUUUACCCUGGUGCGACCCAUGCUGGAAUUUAGCUGGGAUAAUAUCUACACCCACCUCAACAAUGUGUUUGAACUGCUGUCUAAAGCUGUGGUAGAGAGCAAACAGAAGGUCAACAUCCCUAAACUCAGCAAAGAAGAACCAGAGGAGAAAGAGGAGAGUGAAAAACCCAAAAAGGAAGAGAGAGAUGUUAAAGUGAUGGAGGAAAUGAAGGGGACGGAUCAGGAAUACAGCAGCUCUCUGACUCAGUACAACAGCUCGGCUAAUUCUGGAGGAGAGGACAUCGAGCUGCUGGCUUUUCAGACUGUCACCGGCAAGUGCAGUGAAACCAUAUUUGAAGACAUGCGGGAGCCCCCUAAAAAGCCUCUCCACCUCAAGGGCCAGAUGAAGUAUGUCCCUCAGUGGGACUCCCUCAUCUUUCUAGGAACUCCCAUUAUUGAGACAGUGGAGGACAUGAUAAAAAUGGGUGUUUACGUCAAUGAUUUAAACCUGCACGACUCCAGCAGAGAGCUCAUCCUGGCAGGAACACAGCAAUCAGCCGAGCUGCAGCUGGCACUUGACCAGGAGCAGCAGAAGUAUGCACAGCUGCAGGAGAUCAUUAAAAAGCUGGAUGAGGAGAAGAAGAGAGGAGACUCCCUGCUGUACGCCAUGAUCCCCAAAGCAGUAGCGGACAGACUGCGCAAGGGAAUCACAGCUCUGGAGACAUGUCAGGUGUUCCCAGACGUGACCAUCCUGUUCAGUGAUGUAGUGAAGUUUAAUGAGAUUUGUAUCCACAUCACCCCCAUGCAGGUGGUGGACAUGCUAAAUGAGAUCUACAUCGUUUUUGACACACUCAGCGAGAAGCACAAUGUCUAUAAGGUGGAGACCAUUAGGGAUGCCUACAUGGUUGUGGCAGGUGUGCCCAAUAAGACCACAUUCCAUGCCCACCACAUCUGUGACAUGGCUCUAGACAUGUUGAGCUCCAUUGAUCACCUAAAAGACCCCUCCACCGGGGACAACAUCCAGAUCCGUGUCGGCAUUCACUCUGGAAUGGUGGUCGCAGGUGUGGUGGGUCUGAAGAUGCCCAGGUAUUGCCUGUUUGGAGACACAGGCAUGCAAAUCCACAUCAGUCAGACUACCAAAGACCAUCUGGAGCAUGAACCAUACAUCAUCGAGGAACGAGGAAAGAUUUUUGUUAAGGGUAAAGGUUAUAUGAAGACAUACUGGCUGAAGGGAAAGAGAGAUCUCUCAUUUAAGACCCCAGCAGAGCUCAGAUACAGCAAUGAGCAGAAAGACUCAGAAGACAGAAGCUCAAAUGGUUCCACGAGCACCAACAGCAAACAUUCCCCAUCAAACAUGAACACCCCCAAUGAGGAGCAGGCUGAGGGCAAACCCACUCCCACUGACUUGCCCCCUGACACCCUGCCAGCACUAGAGGCCGCUACAGACCCAAACACAUUCACCAAUGAGUCCCAGGACAAAGAAAAGGUUAAAAAGACAAAGAAUAGCAAAGGAGGGAAGGCAGAGAACGCUUCUGUUAAUGCGCAGGAAAGCACUCCCCCUGCUGGCAGCCAGGAGAAUGCAGCUCCAGAGCUAAACGACAAAAAGCACAGUUUCAGAAGCCAGUACUCAAGAUUACCAGCUAACCUCCCUAUGCGAAGCACAGCCUGCAAUCUGCUGUGAAU
This is a messenger RNA of Sinocyclocheilus grahami, 2405 nucleotides long. RefSeq names its product soluble guanylate cyclase 88E-like. Gene Ontology annotation, biological process: cGMP biosynthetic process; nitric oxide-cGMP-mediated signaling; response to oxygen levels. Gene Ontology annotation, molecular function: guanylate cyclase activity; heme binding. The transcript is spliced from 16 exons. The coding region runs from base 1 to 2403 and encodes 800 amino acids. Gene Ontology annotation, cellular component: guanylate cyclase complex, soluble. NCBI's taxonomy places the organism in Eukaryota, Metazoa, Chordata, Actinopteri, Cypriniformes, Cyprinidae. The record is from RefSeq and is a predicted model, not a curated record.